Molecule: messenger RNA, 471 nt
Organism: Aspergillus tanneri
Lineage: Eukaryota; Fungi; Ascomycota; Eurotiomycetes; Eurotiales; Aspergillaceae
Exons: 3
Coding region: 1-471 (156 amino acids)
Source: RefSeq, a predicted model, not a curated record
AUGAGCUUGAGCCGCCCGGCUACGAGGGGCUUCAAAGAUGCCACCAAAAGCAAGAUCAAAAAAGAGGAUCGUGAGGAAACAUACCAGGUAAGUAGCGGGCUUCGGGGAGGAACGCCCACGCUAACAAAACGCAAGUGGAUAAAACGAACCCUGACAGAAGAGAACCUCAAUGAGGACACCAAGAAACAAAAGUUUCCCCUCGGUAAGGAUGACACCGGAAACACUGUUGCAUCGUUGUGGAGACGCGACAGUCCUAGUUUUAUGCAGGGUUUCCUCAAGGUCCUUCUUGGUUUUGCCUUGCAGGUUUACCUUUUCACCUGGGCGAGGAUUGGAGCGUUUAUUCCUGCUGCAAAACAUAGAAAGGAAAGAGGCCUUAGGUAUAUGGAAGUUCUCUUUGGCAUCAACACUUUGGAAGAUCUAGCUCAGUUCAACCUCCAUGGGGGGCAGAUUCCCGAAAUCCCACUACGAUAG